Messenger RNA from Danio aesculapii, 1003 nucleotides. Its product is annotated as small lysine-rich protein 1. The coding region runs from base 488 to 739 and encodes 83 amino acids. Lineage: Eukaryota; Metazoa; Chordata; Actinopteri; Cypriniformes; Danionidae. The record is from RefSeq and is a predicted model, not a curated record. The transcript has 3 exons.
AGAGGCCAGCUAGUGAAGUACUGUGCAGAUCAACUUUACUCCUCUGACCUCUAAAGGUGCUCUAGUACCAAGUACACCACCUGACAGAAGUCUUGUCGCCUAUCAAAGUUUUAGGAACAACAAAUAAUGACUUCUAGUCGGUCAUUUGGUAUCAGAAGUGGCUUAUAUGAAAGGCCUCUAGUGCUACAACUAAAAUUUGCAUAGUGUGCAAAUGAUCACACAUCAUGCUAUUCGUCUUACGCAACACCGAAAGAGGGAUUCAUUUCAGUGGUCACUGGAAAAAAAGAAAAGAGAAAAAAUCCUGUCGGACCUGAAAAGCCAGUUGUGUAUCAGACCAUAAAAGCUCCCAUGACCCGUCACUACGACAACCUCACAUAAACAAUAGCACAACAAAGGAGACACACAGCUAGGACAGCGGAAGCACCAACCUGCCGACACAUGUUUCUCAGCGUGCAUCCAACUGUUGUAUGAGAAGAAGGCUCUGAUCAUGCCUUCAGGAAAAAAGUCCAGAUCUCAAAGUGCCAGAGCCGCCAGCAAGAGCAAAAGAAAGCGCUCGUCCAAGAAGAGAUCUGUCAGUGCCAAAGCCUCAAAGACAGAUGUGGAUAUUUUAAGUCCAGCGGCCAUGGAGAACGUUUACUACAUCUCCCAUAAUGCCGUGGACUGUCUGGAGUUCAGAGGAUUCGGCUGGCCUGGAGCCACCAAGAAGAAAGGGAAAAAAGGAAAGAAGAGCAAGAAAUGAUUAUUUGUGCCAGGGUAACCUUAUAUGUUUGCUAGAUAUUAUAUAGACGCAUUUAGGGGUCUAGUUUCUGUUUUUGACAAGAUUAUUUUGCUUACCCCAUUGGCAGAUUAUUUUGCUCGUUUUAGGGGGAAACUCACUUCAGUUUGACAUAUUUCUGAAAACAAGACAAAUUAGUUUUGCUCGUCUAAAAAUGCUUCUUGAUUUAGGAAUAUUUAGAUAUUUGGCCUGAAGCCAAAAUAGGAAUAAAAUAAUAAUAAAAAUGGU